This is a messenger RNA of Xyrauchen texanus (razorback sucker), 641 nucleotides long. RefSeq names its product parvalbumin-2. NCBI's taxonomy places the organism in Eukaryota, Metazoa, Chordata, Actinopteri, Cypriniformes, Catostomidae. The record is from RefSeq and is a predicted model, not a curated record. The transcript has 5 exons. Gene Ontology annotation, cellular component: nucleus; cytoplasm. Gene Ontology annotation, molecular function: calcium ion binding. Bases 77 to 406 code for a protein of 109 amino acids.
GUCAGGCCCAUCAGUGCAUGGGUAGCCGUCACAUAUCUGUGGAACAGUAGCCAGCGCAGCGCAAAGAUAUCUCAAAAUGGCAUUUGCUGGAAUUCUCAAGGACGAGGAUGUGGCUGCAGCCCUUAAAGAGUGCGCUGCUGCUGACUCCUUCAACUACAAGAGCUUCUUUGCCAAGGUCGGCCUGAGCGCUAAGUCCCCUGAGGACAUCAAGAAAGCUUUCUUCGUCAUCGACCAGGACAAGAGCGGCUUCAUUGAGGAGGAUGAGCUUAAACUGUUCCUGCAGACUUUCUCUGCUGGUGCCAGGGCAUUGACCGAUGCUGAGACCAAGGCUUUCCUCAAAGCUGGUGACAGUGAUGGUGACGGCAAAAUCGGAGUUGAUGAGUUUGCUCUCCUUGUUAAAGCUUAAGCAUUCACGGACCCUCAUCUUUGGAACCAGAGCUCCGCUUAGUUAUCAUCUUUUUUAUAUUUAUUUAUGAAUGCCCUGCAAACUCCUCCUUGCAAAGAACAAAUGCUAAAUGUCUUGGAAAGCUAUUUAUUAUUAAUGUUAUUUAAUUGUAUUGUUUUGUGAAAAACCUUCUGUGUGCAAGCAUACAAUCUCUUUUGCACUUUAGAAAAGGAAAUAAACAAACAUUUGAUGUAAA